Molecule: messenger RNA, 2024 nt
Organism: Plectropomus leopardus (leopard coralgrouper)
Lineage: Eukaryota; Metazoa; Chordata; Actinopteri; Perciformes; Serranidae
Gene: fam8a1a
Product: family with sequence similarity 8 member A1a
Source: RefSeq, a predicted model, not a curated record
UCUCGCAUCCAGCACCAGGAGGCUAAUGGGAUAUUACACGACAGAGUAAAGACGCUUUGAAAAGACUUUCCAGACAAAUUAGGAGAGACUGUGAAGUGGGUCAGCCAUGGUCGCGACCACGACGAGUGACAACAGCCGUGACGGCCCGGACAGUGACGCAAAGCAGCCUCAGAGCACCGCGACAACGGAAUACUGCGCCAAGUUGCAGCAGUGGAUGUGGCAGUAUUACUGGGGGUAUGCCAGCUGGCAGAGCUGGUUGGCUCUGUCUGCCUUCCCCUUCCCUCCACCGUGCAGCUUCCCUCCCUCGGGCACAAGCGCUCACACACCGGGUCCACCCGCAUCGGCCUCCGGCGGUGGGCAGCAGGCUUUUGACACGCAAAACUGGUACAGUUACCCAUACCCCCUCAGCUUCCCCGCAUCCCACCCUCAUCCAGGUGGCGCCCACACGGAGCAGACCUCAGAUGCCCGGCGGCCAGCCCAGCAGCAGAAUGGGAAUCCACCUCAGGCAGGACGGGAGUACACCAUCCCCUCUCCUCUCCAGAGGUUCCUCGCUGAGACAGUGGACUUCUUUAUCCUGUUUUGUGUGAAGGCCACCAUCGUGCUGUGGAUCAUGCAUCUGAGUGGUAUGAAGGACAUUGCUAAAUUCAUCACCCACUUCAUCGUGGAGGAGAUUGAUGAGAACACAUCCAUGGAGGACCUGCAGAAGAUGAUGGCUGUAGCUCUGGUCUACAGGGUGCUGGUGUGCGUCUAUGAGACCAUCUGUAUUUGGGGUGCUGGUGGUGCCACACCAGGGAAGUUCCUGCUCGGCCUGCGAGUGGUGACGUGUGACACAUCCACUCUGGUCCAACCCAACCGAGUACUUGUAGUCCCAGCAUCUAAUGUUUCCUUCUCUGCCUCUGCAGUGCGGGCACUUAAUAAGAACUUCUCUAUCGCCUUCCUCUUUCCUGUCUUCAUCACUCUGCUCUUCUUCCAGCACAACAGGACUGUGUAUGACAUUGUGGCGGGGACCAUUGUUGUCCAGCGCAGAGGAGGCAGAUAGCCUCUCCUCUCCUCCUGACAGACAAAGAGCUGCAGGCCCAUGUGUGCUGAAUGUCUUAAAUUUAAACCAGCCACAUGUGAACUAACAUUGUAAAAAGAAAGGCAUCGACCCAGUUUGGCACUGGAUCAAUCAAGAUCUUAAACUGCACUUUAGAAGUGGAUGCAUACUGGUUUAGGCCUGUUUUUGUGGAAUCAGAAGAAUCCAGCUUUACAUCUUUUAAUGUGCUUUUCUGAAACUCACUGAAUCAACAAAUAAGCUGUCAGGAAACCAUCUAAAGUAUUGUGAUUUUUGAUAACACAAAGUAUAUUCAGCAAAAAAGGUGCUCUCUACUGUAAGGGCUUUAAAGCAAGAUUAAACAUUAUGUUCUUAGAGAAGCAUUUUCUUUAUGCAUUUUUCUUCUCUUCAAGGUAAUAACGGUGAAUCAGAUGUUUGGUUUGCUAAUGAACUUUUACGUUUACAUUGUGAUUAUUCUUAAGCACUCAGACUGCAGAAAAACAAUGCCAGCCUUAUUUGUAAUCCUUUCUUUGUGCCUAUGGAUAUUUUAAUGAAGGAGUAUUAUUUUGUUAUUUAAAAUGUAAUGAUAACUUUUUUCCCCAGUGAAUGCUUGUGUAUGUUAAGCCCCUGCUCAUGUUUUCUAUCUUCAGACCUGUAAUUGUUGUGACUCAGGGCAACUGUUUUGCAUGACAGAACCACUGAUUGUCUGAACAGCGUUAUUGAAUGCCGCUGCUCAUGUCAGAUUUCUGCUUAUGCACAAUGUAAAACAGCCCAGUCGUCAGAAGGAAAUGUUCGUAUUGUGCAUUUCUGCAAACCACAGAUAUGUUACAUUUGUACAUUUCGUACAUAUAAUCUCAAUGUCUCCAAACUGACAUAGUUCUUAAUAUAUGGGCUGACCAGACCAUGGCGUGACACUUUAGUGCCAAGCUGCAGACCACUGUUCAAGACCAACAAACAACAAUAGCGGGUGGGUUUUUUUGUGGCAUUUCCA